Ylistrum balloti is the source of this 6028-nucleotide messenger RNA. RefSeq names its product filamin-C-like. The record is from RefSeq and is a predicted model, not a curated record. Bases 1 to 6000 code for a protein of 1999 amino acids. NCBI's taxonomy places the organism in Eukaryota, Metazoa, Mollusca, Bivalvia, Pectinida, Pectinidae. Gene Ontology annotation, molecular function: actin filament binding. The transcript is spliced from 38 exons. Gene Ontology annotation, biological process: actin cytoskeleton organization.
AUGUCGCACGUGAACAGGGCGUUAUCUCGGGAGGGACAUGCUGCCAUGAGCAUGAGGGGAGAGACUGACAGAUGGAUUCUUAUUCAGAAAAACACGUUUACUAACUGGGUAAACGAACAGUUGAGAAUCGGAGGAAACACGAAAUUUGUGGAAGAUCUCCAGACCGCUUUUGAGGAUGGAGUUUUACUCUGUGCACUCAUUGAAUCUCUACAGGGAAAGAAAAUUGGACGGGUGAUUAAAAAGCCUCUGAACCACCAUCAGAAUCUAGAGAAUUGUACCCUAGCUCUGACAGCUAUUGCCAAUGAUAACGUGCGUCUUGUGAACAUAGGAAGUGACGAUAUCUCCAAUGGUAACCUGAAAUUGAUCCUGGGAUUGAUAUGGCAUCUUAUCCUCCGCUACCAGAUAGGGAAGACAAAGUUCCCAGCCAAGAAGUUGAUGUUAGCUUGGUUACGAGCAGUUAUCCCAGAAUGCAACAUCACAAAUUUCACAACUUGUUGGAACGAUGGUGUCGCUCUCCAUGCCCUAGUGAAUUACUGUGACCCUAAGAUUGAGGAGGCCACGAACUGGAGAUAUCUCAGUCACAGUGACAGCCUAAACACCUGUAGUAAUGCCAUGAAUUUGGCCAAGAAGCACUUUGACAUCCCCCUGGUGGUACGACCUGAGGAUCUGUCCAGCCCUGACCUUGACGAGCUGUCUGGAAUGACCUAUUUAUCAUACUUUAUGAAGAUUGACUCGCCUGGUUACAUGGCGACCAGGAACAUGACCCGAAACCUCCUUAAGAGUGGGAGCUUUAAUAACUUCACAGAUGACUGGUCUGACGGACAUCUCCUCUGUAAUUUGGUUACCUCCCUUGGAGAGUCUGCAUCGCCUGUUGGAAGUCCAGAAGAAAAUUUACAAUUAGGUAUUGAUGCUGCCCGUAGACUUGGAGUAGAGCCUAUCCUCACAGCUAAGGAGAUGUGUGAUCCUGAAGUCGAUCAUAUCGGGAUCAUGGCAUAUGCAGCGUACUUCGGAAACUUCAAGCCUGUUCGCACAGCAGCAGAAAAAGUUGUGAUGGAAGCAGGGCCAAGAAAUGUUUACAUUGACCAAGAGGCGGAUUUCUCAUUACGUAUUGAUGAUACUGAGCUAGUGUCAUCAGAUGUGAGGGCAGAGAUAAAGGGGCCUGACUCCAACCCUCCAGUCCACUUCAACUGGGUGGGGAGUCGUGCAACAGGAACAUUUACUCCUACAGAGACGGGGCACCACAGGCUGAAUGUCUAUUGUGAAAACUCCCUCAUUGUUGGAUGUCCAGUGUCCUUCAAAGUGAUUGCUGACAGAUCAAGAGUCAGAUACAUUGGCCCGGACAAAUGCUCGGCUGGUCUUAUCUCUGAACUGAAGGUUGAUGUGACGAGUGCAGGACAGGGUGACAUUCAGUGUGAGGCAAGAGCUCCUAAUGGACGUUCAGUCAACUUGGCUGCUGUGUACCGACAUGGAAACUACGUGAUGAACUUUACACCAACAGAAGUUGGUCUUUGGCAGGUAUCAGUGCUGUACGAUGGAGAACAUAUUUCAGACAGUCCGUUCAAUGUGAUGGUGUUUGACCCAUCUAAAGUCCGGGUAUAUGGAUUGGAAGGCGGUGCUGUUGGGAUGGGACUCAAGUUCCACUCUGACACAUCAGAAGCUGGAACAGGGGAAGUAACUGUGCAGGUGUCUUGUAAUGGCUCACAUGUCCCAGCCUACAUCCAUCAGGACCGAGUGGGGCUGUAUAGUAUUGACUUUACACCCCAGGGGGCUGGCACAUACAAGGUCGAGGUUUACUUCAAUGACAUGGAGGUCAGAGGCUCACCCUACACCCUGGAGAUUGUGGAUUCUGCCCAGGUUACUGUUUCCGGUGAUGGCCUCAGCUUGGUUCCGGUCAAUCGCACUGCAAGUUUUGUUGUUGACACUCAGGGAUCUGGGUCAGGCAAUGUGGAUGUGGAAAUAAUGGCACCAUCAGGCGCUAAGGUAAAAUCCAUGGUGACUAAAGACAGAGGUCAACACCAUAUUGAGUACUCCCCUACAGAAUCAGGGGACCAUCAGAUCUUUGUAUCGUUCUGUGAGCAGCCCCUACAGGGCAGCCCCUUCAUCUGUCGUGUUUAUGAUGUCGGUCAGGUAGUUAUCACCAACAUGCCAAAUUUUGCCUCCAUUGGGAAGACGGUCAAGUUUCAAAUUGAUGCCUCCAAGGCUGGCUCUGGUAAUAUAGAGAUCAUGGUAAACGAUGGUCGUAUUCCAUGUAGUGUACAGAAUCUGGGCAAUUACUGCUUCAACGCUUCCUUCGUACCUGACAACAUUGACCCUCAUAUCAUACAGAUGAAGUUUAACAAUAAACCUGUGACUGGGAGUCCUUGGAAAAUCCCGAUCCUGGACAUGAAGAAAGCUCUGAAGAUUAGAAGUGAGGCUGACAGUUACGUACUGUGUGAUCGUACGGCCAGAUUUGAGGUGGAGUUUGAUGGAGAUUUGAAGGAUACCUUUGAUAUACAGAUUAGAGCUCCUGGAGGGGGAACUGUGCCGUUCAAUAUUGUGCAGGAUAGCGGACAACAGACUAUUGAGUAUGUCCCUGAAGAUGUCGGUGACCACCAGAUUAACCUGAAGUACAUGGGAAAUGACGUCGACGGCAGUCCAUUUACUGCCAAGGCCUACGAUACAUCCGCCAUCAUUAUCACUCCACUCAAAAAUGGUCUGGUGGGAUCAUCAUUUGACUUUACAAUUGAUGUGUCACGCGCUGGAGAGGGACAGCUUGAGAUUAUGGUGAACAAUGGCAACCUACCCAACACAGUGGAGCUGGAGCGCCCCAGUGUAUAUCGCAUCACCUUCACACCGACUAGUGCCGGCAAACAAUAUGUUGACAUCAAUUUCAACAGUGAAUCACUACCAGGUUCUCCAUUUUCCUGCCUGGCGUAUGAUGGUGCUGGUGUCACACUGACUGGUAUGGACAAUGUUAUUCCAGCCAACAGGUCCACAUCUUUCAACAUUCAGUGCGAGUCAGAUGAGGUUACUCCGGAGGUAGAAGUUAGCUCUUUAUCAGGUGUUAAAGCUCCAUUGAAAGUGAUGACAGAUGGUAACGAGAAAAUUGUCACCUACACACCUAAAGUUGCAGGAGACCACUUGAUCAAUAUCAGAGUAGGCUACCAUCAUUUAGGUGAUAGCCCUUAUAAGGUCAAGGUCUUUGACCCCCGGAAGGUCAAGGCAAUUGACAUCCCAUCAAAGUGCUACACAGGGAAUCCCUGUACAUUUCAAGUUGAUGCUACGGAGGCUGGGGAUGGUAUCCUAGAGGUUGUGAUCCUUUGUGAGGGAAAGACAAUACCACACAAACUUACCUCCCUUGACAACGGCUUUUAUGAAGUUACCUUCACAGGGGACGAGCCUUAUCGUCACAGGGUCCACAUGACUCUGAAUGAGGAACUUGUCAAAGGAAGCCCCUUCUGGGUGGAGUAUGUGGACGAGAUGGAGGAAAUGCUGGCCGAAUUUGAACGACAACAGUUUGUACAGUUAAAGACACAGGCGGGCAUCACAUUUAAGGGCACGGCUGGGAUGCUUGAUCAAUUCAGUACAGAGAUUAUAGCACCAAGUGGGAGUAAAUUGCCAGCCAAGAUUCGUGAGAUGAGACCUGGAUGGUACUGUGUGGAAUGGAAACCAACAGAGAUUGGGAGCCACCUAGUGGAGGUUUUCUUCGCUGGAUCUCUUAUUCCAGGAUUCCCUAGCGUUGUCAAGGUGUUUGAUGCUAACAAAGUGAAGCUGUUGACACAACUUGGUAGAGCAGAGGUUGGAGAGGUGUAUGAAUUAACAUUCUUGGUUGAUGAGGCUGGUGAAGGGCGUUUAGAGGUUGUAGUGGAAUGUGAAGGGGAGACAAUUCCUAGUUUUGUGGAGAGGAGAAAGGAGGGACAACUCACAACAACGUUCACUCCUAGGGCUGGUAAAAAGCACCUGGUGUCCAUCACCUUUAACGACCAGCAUGUUCCAGGUUCCCCAUUUGUAAUCAUGGUGGAAGAUCUGGAAAAGAUGGUGACGAGAGUUGAAGAGACAGUGGUCACUUCAUCGGUUACCAAACCUCUGUCAGUUGAUGUCCAGCCUCUGUCGGUCAAUGUACACACACACCACCUACAGAUAGACAAAAGACAGUGGUUUGUUCUGGAGACUUACGGCGGCAACAUCGAUUCACAGAAUCUCCAGAUACAAAUCAUAGCACCCAAUGGUAUCGGUAUACCUGCUCGUCUAGUAUCACAGUCAGGAGGCAACUUCCGUGUGGAAUGGACUCCAACUACUCCAGUUGACUUUGCUGAUGCUGGGUCACUAGAGAACACUAUACAAGUGUUUGGUCCUUCGGGCCGAAGUGUUGACAGCAACCAGCAUGGAGAUUACCUGAAAACUGUGUCUUAUUAUCCGGAUGAGGCAGGACCUCACAAUAUCUUUGUGACCUAUGCUGGAUUUGAAUUACCAGGUUGUCCAUUUAUCCAGAACAUUGAUGAUGGUGGCCUCCCUACAGCUGAUGGUGACGGGUUGUUUCGUGGAGAGGAGGACAAUGUGGCUACCUUUUAUGUUCAUGUUGGAAAGAGGAGGGGAGAACUUGGGGUCCAGGUUGAUGGCCCUAACUCCAUUGCUAAGACAACAAUUGAACCUGCAGGAGAUCGGUACGUGUGUACCUAUACUCCAGUAGAGGUGGGCAUUUUCACAUUACAGCUCCAAUGGAAUGGUAAAGACCUCCCAGGGAGUCCCUUCCACCCGAAGAUUGUCGACCCACGAAAGGUGAAGAUAUAUGGCGGCUGGCAGCACCUAAUGGACAGUCAGGAGAGAGUAAAACUGGUCGUCGGAGAGGAGAAACGUCUUGUGUUUGACGUAUCACAAGCUGGUCCAGGAAUCAUGAAAGCUGAGGUACAGGGUCCAUCUUCUUCCCUUCCUGUAAUGGUGGACAGUCAUACAGUAGGACAGAAUGUCAUCUGUUUUACUCCCGAGGAGGAAGGUAAUCACUACAUUCACCUGUUCUGGGCGGAGCGGACACUUCCAAACUCGCCUUUUAUUGGCUAUGCUGUCCGUGUAGCUGCCGAUGCAAACAAGGUGAUCCUUACCGGGCGUGGCUUGAAGGAGGCUAAAGUUCGUGAGGAGGCGGAGUUUGUUAUUGAUGGUUCUCAGGCAGGAUCUGGUGUACCAGAGGUAACUCUAUCAGGUGUGCGUGCGGAGAUCAGCAACAGAGUUGUCCCCCUUGGAAAUGGGCGUUUCCACUGUACCUACACACCAAUUAUUCCUGGUGCCUAUCUCCUCCAUAUCACAUGGAAUGGACGUCAGCUGAAGGGAUCCCCAUACAAGGUCAACGUGAUUGGGGCUUUCUUCCCUCACAAAGUGUCAGUAACUGGUGAAGGACUGAAGGGAGGCAUCAUGGGAAAAACUUCAGAUGUCUAUAUUGAUGUGCGGAAGGCUGGACCUGGUGAGCUCACAGCUGCCUGUAUGGGACCAUCAAAAGUAGCAAAUGUGGAUCUCCAUGACAACAGAGAUGGGACAUUCCAACUGGGCAUCAAACCCAUGGAGGUCGGCAGACAUGUGCUGCAGGUUAAAUAUGGAGGAGAGCAUGUCCUGGGGAGCCCAUUUAUCCUGAAAGUGGGAUCACAGCCAGACGCCAGUAAGGUUCGCGUGACAGGUCCCGGAGUGGAACAUGGCAUUCUCGCUACAUUUCAGAGCAGUUUUGUUGUGGAGACCCGUGGAGCCGGGGCUGGUCAACUAACUGUCCGAAUAAGAGGACCUAAAGGCGGCUUCCAGGUAGAGAUGUACAGAGAUAGCCAGAGAGACCGCACCAUUCUCUGUCGUUAUGACCCAACAGAAACUGGCCUGUACAUCAUCAGCAUACGUUGGUCUGGUGUGGAUGUCCCAGGAAGUCCAUUCCAGAUCAAUAUUGUCGACACUCAGCAGGAAUUAGAGCACCUGCUUCAGGAACAAUCCUUCUCCAACAGUUCUGCCACCCCACGCACAUACGCUCAGUGGAAGGCUGAAAUCUAGAAUCCAGAGAAUAUCCAGGAAAUGUCAA